This is a messenger RNA of Gasterosteus aculeatus aculeatus (three-spined stickleback), 7268 nucleotides long. The record is from RefSeq and is a predicted model, not a curated record. NCBI's taxonomy places the organism in Eukaryota, Metazoa, Chordata, Actinopteri, Perciformes, Gasterosteidae.
CUCAGUCUCCACGCACAACUACCCGCAGCCAGUGCGCACAAUUGGCUUGUCCGAUUCUCACAGCCUCCGGGACCCAAACGACCUAUAAGACUAUUUUGAUUUUUUUUUGGGAGGGUCUUUUUCCUCCCAUAAUCCCCUUACCCCUUUCGCCCGCCAUUCUCAAAUUCUUUUGGGGUACUCUUUACGCGCGUGUUUGUGUGCGCGAGUGGCGACGGCUUGCUGGCGUUUCGCCUUUCAGCUCCACGGGACGUGAUGUAGCCCCCCUCCCCCGUCCCCCUCCUCGCACAGAAAGGACGCAGCCUCGUGCCAUAAAGGGAUGUAAGGGACAGCGGCGUGGAUACAUCCCCAGGACGCGCACGGCGGACUCGAGCGAAGCGGCUGCACGAGGAUAUUGAACCGGAGCGACCGCAGGUCACUGUUUUGGAUUCGUUUUGUUUUCUUGCUCAUCGGACCCUCCCCAAUCCCAUCUCUCUCAUCAAGUCCGUUCCCUGCCCGUGGUGCGUAAGGACGAGUACCCCCCACAACCCCCCCCCCCCCGCGACUCAAAAACAGCUGAGGGAGAGAAAUGCUCGCUUAUACUUUGCCGGGAAGGACGUGAGCUCUCCUUGCGUCUCACCGGUGCUUUCUAAAUGCGCGGUCACACCUUGAUUUUUCGAUCUGUCAUGUGACAUACAGGAUUGGCGAGGAGAACACUCAAGCCCCCCCCCCCCACUGCGCCUCACACCAAGAUUUUGGACAGCUUCUGGCACCAGAGCAACCGGCCUCACAGUGGAUGCAGCCGCGCCAUAAAGGAGGCAAAAGACUGAACUCAACUGGGACCGUCGGCAGCGGGCGGUAAGAGGAGGAGGCCAUGUGGACCGCACGCCUGCUAGUCUUCGCCAGCCUCUUCGCACCAGCCGCUCUCGCCUUCAGCCGAGCACCCAUCCCCAUGGCGGUGGUGAGGAGGGAGCUGUCGUGCGAGAGCUACCCCAUCGAGCUGCGAUGCCCGGGCACGGACGUCAUCAUGAUCGAGAGCGCCAACUACGGCCGCACCGACGACAAGAUCUGUGACGCCGACCCAGCGCAGAUGGAGAACACCCGGUGUUACCUCCCGGAUGCGUACAAGAUCAUGUCACAGAGAUGUAACAACCGGACCCAGUGUGCCGUUGUGGCCGGACCAGAUGUAUUUCCUGACCCUUGCCCGGGAACCUACAAAUAUCUUGAGGUCCAAUAUGAGUGUGUCCCCUACAAAGUGGAACAAAAAGGCUCCUCAGUAUUCCUGUGCCCAGGGCUUCUGCGCAGGGUGUACCAGAGCGAGCACCUCUUUGAAUCGGACCACCAGUCAGGAGCCUGGUGCAAAGACCCGCUCCAAGCCUCCGAUAAGAUCUACUACAUGCCCUGGACGCCGUACCGCACCGACACCUUGACCGAAUACUCCUCCAAAGAAGACUUUAUCGCCGGAAGGCCGACCACCACUUACAAACUCCCGCACCGCGUGGACGGAACGGGCUUCGUGGUCUACGACGGGGCGCUCUUCUUCAACAAGGAGCGCACGCGCAACAUCGUCAAGUUCGACCUGCGGACUCGCAUCAAGAGCGGCGAGGCCAUCAUCGCCAACGCCAACUACCACGACACAUCGCCGUACCGCUGGGGGGGGAAGUCGGACAUCGACCUGGCCGUCGACGAAAACGGCCUGUGGGUGAUUUAUGCCACCGAGCAAAACAACGGGCGCAUUGUGAUCAGCCAGCUGAACCCCUACACGUUGCGCGUGGAGGGCACCUGGGACACCGCGUACGACAAGCGCUCGGCAUCCAACGCCUUCAUGAUCUGCGGGAUCUUGUAUGUGGUGAAGUCUGUGUACGAGGACGAUGACAAUGAGGCGACCGGGAACAAGAUCGACUACGUCUACAACACAGAGCUGAGCAAAGAUGGCUCCCUGGACAUCCCCUUCCCCAACUCCUAUCAGUACAUUGCCGCAGUGGAUUACAACCCCAGGGACAACCUGCUGUACGUUUGGAACAAUUACCACGUCGUGAAGUAUACUAUGGACUUUGGAGCGCUGGACAACAGACUCGAAACGUCGUCCUCUGUAAUGGUGUACAUGGACACAACCACCAUGACAACGAGGAGCACCACUCGACCGACCACCGGCACCAUGACAACCACAUCAGCCAGGACCACCACCACCAAGAUGCCCGCCACAACAAAUGCAAUGGCCCUGUGGCCCCGGACCACAUCCACGGUGGUGGCCCCUGUCCAGACGUCUAUGGAGGGUUUUCUCCCGGAAGACGAAAACAAGGCGCCGCCUUCCUCGCAGUUUCCCAAAAUCCGGGUAGAGAACUGCAACCCCUUGGUGAUGAUGGACAUCUCCUGGCCCAAGACCAAGCAGGGCAUGGUGGCCACGAUGCCCUGUCCACCAGGAACCACAGGUGUGGCCUCAUACGUGUGCGUCGGUCCAGAGGGGUACUGGGACCCCCAGGGACCUAAUUUCAGCAACUGCACCUCCCCUUGGGUCCAACUCAUCAGCCAGAAGCUGAGAGCCGGAGAGACCGCUGCGGUCGUUGCCAGGGAGUUGGCGGAACAAACCAAGCGCAAUCUUCAGGCCGGAGACAUCACCUUCACAGUGAAGGCCAUGGUGCAGCUGGUGGAUCUCCUCGACGUGCAGCUGAGGAACCUCACGCCGGGCGGCAAAGACAGCGCAGCGCGCAGCCUCAACAAGCUGCAGAAAAGAGAGCGUUCUUGCCGAUUUUAUGUUCAGGCCAUGGUGGAGACGGUCAACAACCUGCUGCAGCCACAGGCCCAGGCGGCGUGGAGGGAGCUGAGCACGGGCGAGCAGCUGCGGGCCGCCACCAUGCUGCUGGACACCGUGGAGCAAGGGGCCUUCGUCCUGGCCGAUAACCUGCUGAAGACCGACAUCGUGCAAGAGAACACCGACAACAUCCAGCUGGAAGUGGCGAGGAUGAGCACAGACGGGAACUUGCCUGAUCUGAAGUUCCCACAAACGGGAGGACAGGGCAACGCUAUCCACCUCUCGGCCAACACGUUGAAGCAGCACGGAAGAAACGGUGAGAUUCGGAUAGCCUUCGUGCUGUACAAACACAUCGGGGUCUACCUUUCCACGGAGAAUGCCAGCAUGAAGCUGGGCAGCGAAGCCAUGGCUACCAACUACUCGGUCAUUGUCAACUCACCGGUGAUCACGGCCGCCAUCAACAAGGACUCCAACAAAGUCUACCUCUCGGACCCUGUCGUAUUUACCAUUAGACACCUACAGCAAUCCGAGGAGAACUUCAACCCCAACUGUUCCUUCUGGAGUUACUCCAAGAAAACCAUGACGGGUCACUGGUCGACCCAGGACUGCCGCCUGCUCGGCACCAACAGGACCCACACCACGUGCUCCUGUACCCAUCUAACCAAUUUUGCUGUCCUCAUGGCCCAUGUGGAUGUCAAGAACUCGGACCCUAUUCACGACGUGCUUCUGGACGUCAUUACUUGGGUCGGCAUCCUCCUGUCCCUGGUCUGCCUGCUCAUCAGCCUCUUCACCUUCUGCUUCUUCCGCGGCCUCCAGAGUGAUCGCAACACCAUCCACAAGAACCUCUGCAUCAGCUUGUUCAUUGCUGAGUCCCUGUUCCUGGUGGGGAUCAAUCGGGGUGAUCAGCCGAUUGCUUGUGCUGUCUUCGCCGCCCUGCUCCACUUCUUCUUCCUGGCAGCGUUCACCUGGAUGUUCCUGGAGGGGGUGCAGCUCUACAUCAUGCUGGUGGAGGUGUUUGAGAGCGAGCACUCGCGGCGGCGCUACUUCUACCUGGUGGGCUACGGGGUCCCGGCGUUAAUUGUGGCCGUUUCCGCCGCUGUCGACUACCGCAGCUACGGCACCGACCGAAUUUGCUGGCUUCGCCUGGACACCUACUUUAUCUGGAGUUUCAUAGGACCAGCAACCUUGAUAAUUAUGCUCAAUGUGAUCUUCCUGGGCAUCGCUCUCUACAAGAUGUUCCAUCACACGGCCAUCUUGAAACCAGACUCUGGUUGCCUGGACAACAUCAACUAUCAAGAUUAUGAACCUGAGAUCAAAUCUUGGGUCAUUGGAGCUAUCGCCUUGCUAUGCCUGCUGGGCCUGACCUGGGCCUUUGGCCUGAUGUAUGUCAACGAGAGCACUGUGGUCAUGGCCUACCUGUUUACCAUUUUCAACUCCCUGCAAGGAAUGUUCAUCUUCAUCUUCCACUGUGUGCUGCAGAAAAAGGUGCGUAAGGAGUACGGCAAAUGCCUGCGUACCCACUGCUGCAGUGGCAAAAGUGUGGACAGCUCCGUCGGCUCUGGAAAAGGCACCGCCUCCCGUGCUCCGGGACGUUACUCCACUGGGUCGCAGAGCCGCAUCCGUCGAAUGUGGAACGACACAGUCAGAAAACAGUCAGAGUCUUCUUUCAUGACCGGCGACAUCAACAGCUCUGCAUCCCUGAACAGAGGGGCUAUGGCUAACCAUCUUAUACCUAAUGCACUCCUACGUCCUCAUGGCACUAACAAUCCCUAUAACACAUUGCUUGGGGACUCGGCAGUCUAUAACAACCCUCUGGGCAUGUACAACACACAAGAGCCCUACAGAGAGACAAAGGGAAUCCUGAACAAUGCCCGGGAUACAAGUGUCAUGGAUACUCUACCACUGAAUGGUAACCAUGGCAACAGCUACAGCAUCGCCAGCGCCGAGUACAUGAGUGACUGCGUCCAGAUAAUUGAUCGGGGUUACAACCACAAGGAGACCACCCUGGAAAAGAAGAUCCUCAAAGAGCUCACCUCCAAUUACAUCCCCUCCUACCUCAACAAUUCCCACGAGCGCGCAACUGAGCAGAACCGGAACCUAAUGAACAAGCUGGUCAAUAACGUCAGCAACGGGGGCAAGGACAGCGGCUACGGCAUGGGCAUGGGCAUGGGGAUGGGGAUGAACGUGGCGCUGAGCCUUGACGAGCACUCCACCUUCGGUCCGCACCACGACGAAGGCCUGGGCCUGGACCUGAUCCGUGAGGAGUCCAACGCCCCGCUGUUGCCUCAAAGACCCCUACCAUCCCUGCAGGCGGUGGACACCCUGAACAAUCACCUCCACCAGUCUGCGCCGCCGCCCCUCCCUCUGCCCCACCACCCCUUCUCGUCCACCGCCACUUCCUCGUCUCGCAGGAGGAUCCCCCAGGAGAACAGCGAGAGCUUCUUUCCCCUACUCACCAACGAGCACACCGACGACGAGGGCUCAUCGCCCGGCCACAACCACCAGAGGGACUCCCUCUACACCAGCAUGCCCAUGCUGCCCGGCCUGCCUGAGCCGUCCGUGGAACCCGCCGACGGCGGGGACGCCAAGAGCCCCGAGGCCAGUUCGGACGACGUUUACUACAAGAGCAUGCCCAACUUGGGCUCACGCAACCACCUCCAUCAGCUGCACUCCUAUUACCACUUAGGGCGGGGCAGCAGCGAUGGCUUCAUCGUGCCCCCCAACAAAGAGGAUCUAUCUCCAGAAGAAGCCCAGCCGGAGCCCUCGCACCUGGUCACCAGCCUAUAGGCCCGACGCCACCGCCGCUCCUCCAGUGUCCCUCCUAUUACCAGAGUCCUCUUCACCGUGUCCCCUCGUUCCUUCAGUCGUUGGCAGUGGUAGCCUUUCUUUUUAUUCUGUGCCCCCGAAGACAGAAGCAGAGCAAAGGACUCGGAAUCGCUUUUGCCGACCACAAGCGGGGUAUUCUCGCUGUAUUUGUCUGGGGGCCUAAUAUGUGACUAUUCGGUUAAACAUUGCAGGAAUCUGUUGAUGUUGUGUUCCUCUUCUCCAACCCUGUGUGGUUUGGUGUGUUUUGUCUCGGUGUGAAAAGAGACAAUUACUCACACAGGAUUUUUAGUCUGAGAGUCAAAAUGAACUGCAAAGCCCGCCCAACUACACAAGUCGAAACUAUAGACUUCUGCAGAGUAAAUGGGAAAUUUAAAAAAAGGACUAUUUUAUUAUACUUCUGUAUCUAUAUUGCUUUUUUGAAAGAUUUUCUUCCUCUUUGGUGAGUUGCAGCACAUUUUGUUUGCUGAAGUGUCCCUUCGAUGAAAACAUGACACAGAAAAAAAGAACACAAAACACACACUUUGAACAAUUACCACGAAGGAAUUAUUGAUCGUAUGCUUUCAGGCAUAGCUGUUGUUUUUCUUUCAUUUUACUGUAAUAACAGUUGUCAAAAGAGGGAGAAAAAAACUAAUAAGAUAAUUAUGAGAUAUUUCUAUGUAAUUGUACAGAUAACUAGCAUUGCACACAGUAGUAUGCUCUUUUUUGUUCCGGGCAAACCCUUUGUCUGUGUAAAUGUAGUGGUUAGGAGCAAUUUCGUUCUGUUGUGCUGGCCUUUCUGGUUUUCUGGUACCAGUCUGUUUAUUGUUUUUGUUUUCCUCUUUUAUCACUUUCCAAGAAUUGAACAUCUAAAUAGAAGCAAGAUAACACAAAAAAUACCGCAACAAAACAUGUACCGUGCUGGCAUUUCUGUGCUACAUAUUUGUCUUUGUUUUCGGGUCUACUUUCUGUUUCAUUUGGAUUUCUUCCCCCUUUUUGUACUGUGAGGAUAGCAGAGUUCUGAUUCCCAGAUCGUCGAGGACACAGAACAAGUCCAGGUCAAUCAUGAGGUGUCCCUCAGAAAGGUUCGUAGUGCAGUCUGCAUCUUCACUGGCAUUCGCUUGUGCUUCGAGAGAAAGAGCGAGAACAAAUUGAACAUUAAUGAGCACUAGGCACUUGUACAAAACAGAAAGAUGUUUGUUUUACUUAUUAAAGAAAGAGCUUUUGGAGUGAGAAAAACUGGAAGUGUUUUUUGUUUUUCUUCCUCAAGGAGAAAAUAUAUUUAUUUUGUCUGUUUACUAAACAGUAAUCAAAUGCAGGAUGGAGUCAAGUUUAGUGGCACAGAUAAGUUGUUAUUCUUGGAAAUGGUUAUGGCUUCUUAUUUAUUCCUUAUGUAUAACGGUUUCCAAGUUGAAUGGCCGCAUAACUAAUAUUUGUUGUAACAGUGGAACUUGUUUACCAACAAAUAAAUAACUGACAAAGAUUCAUCACUUAGCUACAACAAAAGUUUUGUCUGGGUCUUGGAACUCUUUUAUAUGGACACCAGCGAAGGACCUCCAAAUGAUGUAACGAUAAAUUCAUUUUUUUAUUAUCAGUUAAUAUCCCUCAUUAGCCCUCUGUCCAUUUUAGUGCCAAAUAAACGUUGGCCCAGAAACAGUGGAUGUGCUCUGUAUAUGCUCUGGUCUGCUUUACAAUAGAAGCAGUGAUUUCAUAAACUGUAAUAAAUAUUUCAAUAUCA